AUGAAGUGGCUAUCGAGUAUAUGCGUCCUAGCGGCUACUUGGGCUGUUGGUCUGGUGCAGGCAGCGGAGGACACAGAGAUGAAGAGCGUGCCAUUACGAACACACUCGUUAGAGUCACCCUACCUCGACUCCGACAUGGCAUCCCGGUGGUGGGAUUUUGGUGGCGACACUAUGAUCCGUGCAGACAAAUACGUCCGACUCGCAGCAGAUCAGCCCUCACAGUCUGGCUGGAUCUUCUCGCGAAUACCACUUACAGCAAACAACUUUGAGAUCGAGAUGGAGUUUUCGAUAGCCGGGAAGGGAAAUCUACACGGUGAUGGCUUCGCCAUGUGGAUCACGAAGGAGCGGGCGCAGCCAGGAGACGUGUUUGGGCAUACUGAUCGUUUCGAAGGGUUGGGUGUUUUCUUUGACACGUACAAGAACAAUCGGCCUGGUGUGGUGUUCCCAUAUGUUAUGGCUAUGAUGGGUGAUGGCAAGACGACGUAUGAUCGGGCGAAUGACGGAAAGGCGAAUGAGUUGGGCGGCUGUUCGGCGCGAGGUCUCCGCAGUUCAAGCGUCCCUUCGAAAGCCAAGCUCACCUACCUCAAAGAUGAGAGCCUAAGUCUGGAUCUGCAAUACAAGACCGAAGGCACCUGGACCAAAUGCUUUGACCUGAAAGCCACAGACAGUAUGCCUCUGAAGUUGCCAAAUCAAGCAUACCUGGGCUUCUCGGCACAUACAGGCGAAUUGUCCGACAACUUUGACAUAGUUAAAGUCGAGACCAAGAAUCUAUACCAGCCUCGAGCGUCGAUUCCUCGGACCAAGGACGGGAAGAAGCUGGCGUCUAGCUUCGAGAGGAGUUCCAAGAAGAGCGGCGGUGGGUGGUUGUGGUUCUUCUUCAAGAUCAUACUGUUUGCUGGUGUCUGUGGAGGUGGUUAUGUGGGCUACAACGCAUACCGAACGCGGCAGAGGUACAACCGAUUCUGA
Cyphellophora attinorum is the source of this 966-nucleotide messenger RNA. Its product is annotated as L-type lectin-like domain-containing protein. Gene Ontology annotation, molecular function: D-mannose binding. Gene Ontology annotation, cellular component: COPII-coated ER to Golgi transport vesicle; endoplasmic reticulum-Golgi intermediate compartment; Golgi membrane. The coding region runs from base 1 to 966 and encodes 321 amino acids. The transcript has 3 exons. Lineage: Eukaryota; Fungi; Ascomycota; Eurotiomycetes; Chaetothyriales; Cyphellophoraceae. The record is from RefSeq and is a predicted model, not a curated record. Gene Ontology annotation, biological process: endoplasmic reticulum to Golgi vesicle-mediated transport; Golgi organization; endoplasmic reticulum organization.